AUGUCCACACAGCUCGACUUUUCCUUUUCAGCGGACUCGAGCCCAGAGUCCGCUUCAACUUACCUCAAUGCCCUUGCGCACGGCCAGGACACGUCGCCCGAGUCUCCUCGUCAGACAUCCGACUCGCCCGCCAGCCAGAACAGGCCAGACCAGGCUCCGGGGGCGCGUGCCCGGCGCAAGAGGAAAAAGAACUUUACCAGGGAGGACAGGGCCAUGCACAGCGUCGUAGAAAGGCAGAGACGAGAUGCCUUCAACCAGCUGCUCUCGCAACUGUCCUCCAACAUACCCAAUCAGCCCUCCACCAAGAAGCAGUCAAAGAGCGUCAUUGUGCGGGCUUCCAUCGCACACCACAUCGAUCAGCGUCAGAGGGCGCUGACGGCAAGCGUAGAGAUCCGCAAGCUCUUGGCAGAGAGGGCAGACCUGCUGCGCGAAGUGAACCGGCUGCGGCAAAAGAUGGGCCAUGGCGCGCCUCGCACACUGGACCGGGACCAAGAACAGAUCCGGGAAAGGGACAGACUGCAGGUGUUUGCCGUCGAGACGGAAAACUUUACCGACUUUACUGCCGACCAAUUGGACACAGCCAUCGAAGGAGGGACAGCGUCGCAGAUCGACGCCUUUCCGGAAGAUGGCGCACAUGUUCAGGAGCCCUUUGCCAUUCCUUUUGAUGCGCCUUUUGCAUCUCCAACCCCGAGCCAGGUUAAUCGACUCCUGCAGCACAUCGACAGCGAUUUGCUGAGCAUUGCGCCCGUUUGA
Molecule: messenger RNA, 753 nt
Organism: Acaromyces ingoldii
Lineage: Eukaryota; Fungi; Basidiomycota; Exobasidiomycetes; Exobasidiales; Cryptobasidiaceae
Exons: 2
Coding region: 1-753 (250 amino acids)
Molecular function (GO): protein dimerization activity
Source: RefSeq, a predicted model, not a curated record